AUGGAAAGUUCAAAAACCAUUGAUACUCCUAUUGCCAAUGCCACACGUCUGGACAUGGAUGAACCUGGUUCUCCUGUGAACGAAACCAUGUACAGAGGUAUCAUCGGGUCACUCUUGUAUCUCACAGCUAGCAGACCUGAUAUUGUAUUCAGUUUGGGAUUAUGUGCUAGAUUUCAAUCAAGUCCAAAGGAAUUUCAUCUGAAAGCUGCCAAGAGGAUUCUAAGGUAUCUCAAAGGAACACAUGACCUGGUACUCUACUAUCCUUCAGGAGAUAAUUUUGACUUAAUUGGGUAUGCUGAUGCUGGUUAUCUAGUGGAUAGAAAGAGCACAUCUGGCAUGGCAUAUUUUCUGGGGUCAUGCUUAAUCUCAUGGGGUACAAAGAAACAAAACUCUGUGGCUCUUUCAACUGCAGAAGCUGAAUAUGUGGCAACUAUUUCUUGUUGUGCUCAACUGUUGUGGAUCAAGCAAUAA
This is a messenger RNA of Nicotiana tabacum (common tobacco), 471 nucleotides long. RefSeq names its product secreted RxLR effector protein 161-like. Lineage: Eukaryota; Viridiplantae; Streptophyta; Magnoliopsida; Solanales; Solanaceae. The record is from RefSeq and is a predicted model, not a curated record.